Penicillium waksmanii is the source of this 369-nucleotide messenger RNA. Its product is annotated as major facilitator superfamily transporter. Gene Ontology annotation, cellular component: membrane. Gene Ontology annotation, molecular function: transmembrane transporter activity. The record is from RefSeq and is a predicted model, not a curated record. The transcript is spliced from 2 exons. NCBI's taxonomy places the organism in Eukaryota, Fungi, Ascomycota, Eurotiomycetes, Eurotiales, Aspergillaceae. Bases 1 to 369 code for a protein of 122 amino acids.
AUGAUCACAACCCUCAACGGGGGUGCUCGCUACAUUGCCAUGAUCCUCCUUGUGAUGGGUCCGUUUGCUGGUCUUAGCGUCCAAAUUUCGUGGGAAACAACUGUCGUUCCUCGCCCUCGCACUAAGCGUGCUGCUCUUAUUGCUUAUGCCAAUUGUGUCUCUUCCGUGUCUCAUUGGUUCACUCCAUACUUCUUCUUAACCAACCAAGAGCCUUAUUACCAGACUGGUGGAGGUGCUAUCAUUGCUGGCUGUGGUCUGACUACUAUUUUUGCUCUCAUGACCAAGUGGUAUUGUUCUAAAAGAAAUAAAGCUCUGAAAGCAGCUGAAGAUGCUGCUGGUGAGCCGGAAGGAUGGAGAUACGCUAGCUAG